Phytophthora nicotianae INRA-310 is the source of this 2340-nucleotide messenger RNA. RefSeq names its product AGC/PKA protein kinase. Lineage: Eukaryota; Oomycota; Peronosporomycetes; Peronosporales; Peronosporaceae. The transcript is spliced from 2 exons. Gene Ontology annotation, biological process: signal transduction; peptidyl-serine phosphorylation. The coding region runs from base 1 to 2340 and encodes 779 amino acids. Gene Ontology annotation, molecular function: ATP binding; cGMP-dependent protein kinase activity; cAMP-dependent protein kinase activity. Gene Ontology annotation, cellular component: cAMP-dependent protein kinase complex. The record is from RefSeq and is a predicted model, not a curated record.
AUGGGCUGCAUUAACUCAGUACCAAACCAAGUGGGACAGACGUUUGAUCCAGUCAUCGUGAGCGAAGAUGCCGUCGAACGGAAGAUGAGCGUUCUCCUGCGUGAAAAGCGCAACGCGGCAUCACGCCGUGGUGACAUUUUCGGCGAGAGCGUGCAGUUCGACACGCCACUAGAACUCAAGAGUGUGGCGAAAUCGUCCGAAUCCACCAACAUCAUUCGGCAGGCUUUACUCAACAACUUCCUCUUCUACACAAUCGGUCACAGCGACAUCGACUCCAUCGUGGAUUUCAUGACAGAGAAAUCUACCGUAGCUGGCGACGUAGUCAUCAGCGAAGGCAACCACGGCGACUUCUUUUAUGUCGUCGAGACCGGCUUGUUCUCUGUCUCAGUGCGCGGAAACGUUGUCAACAGUGUACAACGAGGUGCCACCUUCGGAGAGCUGGCGUUGGUGUACAAUUGUCCACGCACUGCCAGUGUGACCUGCUCACAACCAGGUCGUCUUUGGGCACUCGACCGCGUCACGUUCCGCCGACUAGUAGCUCGCAUCCAGUCGGAGCAGAUCGGCGAGUGCAAGAGCGCUCUUCGUAACGUCUCAAUACUCCACGCGUUGACCGAUACCCAGCUGAAUCAACUCGCUGAAGCAGCUCAAUUCGUCAAGUUCACAAAAGGAGAUCGCAUCAUCAAGAAAGGUGAACGGGGUAAUGUCUUGUAUAUCAUCAAGAGCGGUGCAGUCAUCUGUACUGACGUGGGGGACAGUCACCGCAUGGAGUCGGUGCGUCUGACCGAGAACGAUUACUUCGGAGAGCGUGCGCUCAUGACACUGGAGCCUCGUGCUGCUAACGUGACAGCAGAAACGGAUGUGACUCUCAUUGCACUCGAUCGCCAAGCGUUCGAUGAUCAACUGGGAAGUCUCCGAGAAGUGAUAGACCGCAACAUGAGCAUGCGAGUGCUGCAGUCCAUUCCGAUGCUGAAAAUCCUCUCGACUUCAGAAAAAGAGAAGCUCUUCCUCGCACUGGAGCCAAUUACGUUCACUGACGGGGAGUUCGUGAUCAAGGAAGGUGACAACGGCACCGCAUUUUACAUUAUCAAGAGCGGAUCUGCACUCGUCGUGAAGUCGGUCUCCAACACUGACGAUAACGGAGAAGUAACCACGGAAAAGAGGCAGGUGGCCACUUUAUCCACCGGAAACUUCUUUGGUGAGAUGUCGCUACUGCACGGUGAGCCACGACAAGCCGAUGUUAUCGCUAAUGGCCAUUUGGAGUGUCUUUCACUUGAUCAAGGCAAAUUUGUGGAGCUUCUAGGUCCCAUUCAGGAGAUCUUGAAUCGCGAGGCUGAGGAACGCAGGAACGCCUUGAAAAUGCAAGAGCAAAAGCAGAUCAAACUGGAUGACCUUGAAGUACUUCGCACACUGGGAUCGGGUACAUUUGGUCGCGUCAAGUUGGUACGACAUAAAACCACAGGCGUAGCAUACGCACUCAAAGUGCUCAACAAAGCGUCUGUUGUAGCCUACAAGCAGCAAAGGAACGUGGUGAACGAGAAGUCAGUGAUGACACAAUGCAAUCACCCCUUCCUGCUCAAGUUGUACACGACGUACAAGGACGCAGCUCGACUUUACCUGUUGAUUGAGUUUGUGCAAGGUGGAGAGUUGUUCACGUACUUGCACUCGACCCCGUCGUCUCCUGGUCGGAUUCCAAACGACCACGCUCGAUUCUACGCCAGUCACGUGCUUAUGGCACUGGAGUAUCUUCACGAACGCUGCAUUGUUUAUCGCGACUUGAAGCCCGAAAAUCUGCUUAUCGACCCGCUGGGAUACCUUAAAGUCGUGGAUUUCGGCUUCGCGAAGGUAGUAGAUGACCGGACAUACACUCUAUGCGGUACAACCGAGUACCUCGCUCCUGAGUUGGUGCUGGGCAAAGGCCACAACCGUGGUGUCGACUACUGGGCGCUGGGAAUCCUCAUCUACGAAAUGGUUGUGGGCCAUUCGCCAUUUGCAGGCUCCAGCCAAGUUGAUCAGAUGCAGAUAUGUCGAAAUAUCGUCAAAGAGAAGGUUGAAUUCCCCAGUUACGUGAGUUCCUCUUGCCGCGACAUCAUCUCGAAGCUGCUGGAGCGAGAUCCUACUAAGCGACUUGGUAUGACGCACGGUGGUGCACGUGCCAUCCGUUCGCACGCCUGGUUCGCGAAGCUGGACUGGGAUGCCAUGCUGCAGAAGAAAGUCAACGCCCCGUAUAAACCCAAGCUCGCCGACGCUGCCGAUGCCUCCAGAUUCGAGAAAAUCAAGGAGUCCGAAGAGGAAGCUCCAGUCUACAAGUCAGACGGUCACGAAUGGGACAAAGACUUCUAG